AUGCGUCUGACAGAUCGGCGCAGCGACGGGAAACACGACUCCCAUAACACGCAGUCAGCGCUUCCUGAUACCGGCCUGCCCAGCUGUGUGGAGCUGGAAGACGAAGCGGUCCGUAGCAUCACACCCUGGUUUCUGCUGUUUCUCUGCUCUUAUCGUAAAUCAGAGAGGGCCAAAGGCUACUUCAGCGUGUUGGCAGUGGUGCUGAGAACAGAUAACGAGUCUCCGUGGACGGACGAGUUUGACAAAAUUGAAUUAUCGUGUCUGAUUGAGUCCAUUUCCACAUCAAACCCCAGAAUUGAAUGGAAGAAGAUAACAAGUGAGGGGCCCAGUUACGUGUACUUUGACAAGAAGAUCUCAGGCGACCUGGAAAACCGCGCUGUGAUCAGAGAGCCGGCCACGCUGCUGAUAACCAACGCCACCAGGUCGGACACGGCCAAGUACCGCUGCGAGGUCACCGCCGCCGGCGACCAGAAAACCUUCGACGAGGUGGAGAUCGACCUGGUUGUGAGAGUGAGGCCCGUGGUGCCCAAAUGCAGCGUCCCAAAGUCGGUGCCUUUCGGGAAGUCGGCCGAGCUGAGCUGCCUGGAGGAGGAGGGCUUCCCCAAGUCCCAGUACCAGUGGUUCAAGAACCGGGAGGAGAUCCCCGAGGACCCCAAGACCAGCCUGAAAUUCUUCAACUCCUCCUACACGCUCAGCGCCGAAACAGGAACUCUGAAAUUCAUCGCAGUCAGAAAAGAAGAUGCGGGCGAGUACUUUUGCCGGGCCAAGAACGACGCCGGGCACGCCGUGUGUGUGCCCCAGACGAUGGAAGUGUAUGACAUCGACGUUGUGGGGAUCAUACUGGGAGUGCUGGUGGUGGUGGUGGUGCUCCUCUGCAUAACGGUGGGGAUCUGCUGCGCCUACAAACAGGGCUACUUCUCCACCCAGAAACAGACGGGGAACAAUUACAAAGUUCCCGCCAAAGGCGACGGGGUGGACUACGUCAGAACGGAGGAUGAGGUUUGUGAAGCAUUUUUCAGGGCAGCAAACUUUGGACCUGGUUCUGGUCGGACCUGA
Molecule: messenger RNA, 1056 nt
Organism: Menidia menidia (Atlantic silverside)
Lineage: Eukaryota; Metazoa; Chordata; Actinopteri; Atheriniformes; Atherinopsidae
Source: the annotation of a GenBank genome assembly